AUGCUGCUCCGCCGCCUCCUCCACCCCUCCCACCACCUCCGCCGCGGCCUCCAAACCCUAACCACGACCACCAACGCCGUCGCCGCCGCCCCCUCCUCCUCCUCCGCCCCUCUCCCAUUCCGCCGUCUCCCCGCCCGCUUCCCCUCUCCGCGGUUCCUCUCCACCUCCGGCGGCGGCGGCGACGACGACACCAGGAAUCCGUGGGCCUUCACGGCGGAAUCCAGCGACCCGGACCCCUUCGCCGAUGUGGAUCCCGUCGCCGCAGCCCCCGGCGAAGCGCCAGUAGGAUCGAGCGCUGUUGCCGAGGACACGUGGGCCAAGGACUUCGGCGCGGAGGACGGCGAGAAGGGCGGCGACGUGUUCGAGGAGAUCUUCAAGGACGCGGCCGCAGCAACGCCGGCCGCCAGGAAUGCGGCCCCGGCCGAGGAUACCGAGCCGUGGACGAUCGAUUUGGAGGAUGAGAAGGACGAUCCGUUCGCCGCGGCCGUGAUGGAUGACGAGGUUGCCGGGAUCGGAGGCGAGGCUGCUGAGAUCGAGGAGCUUGUUGCUGGGAAGGACGAAGAUGCGGAGCGUCAGCGGGAGGAGAACAGGGCGAGGGAGCAGCAGCUGAUGGAGACCCUCAAAGGCCCGGAUCGUGCAUUUGGGGAUCUCGUUUCCGCCUCUGGGAUUACGGAGGAUAUGAUUGACAGUUUGAUCCUCUUGAAGGAUGCCAGAGGAGUACCUGGAUUGCCUCCCCUAAGCGAAAUACAAGAUAGAGCUAUCCAGAAAAUGAACGCGACUUCAAGCAGAGCUGAAGUAGAACGCCAAUUGCAAGAGGAGAUAGCUAAGGCACGUGUAAGACAAGUUGAUGAGCAAGGAAGGGCUUAUGGAACAGGUAAAAGGAAGUGCAGCAUUGCUCGUGUUUGGAUUCAGCCUGGUGAUGGCAAGUUCGUUGUCAAUGAGAAGCAGUUUGAUGCUUACUUCCCGAUUUUGGACCACCGAGCUGAUCUUCUACGACCAUUUACCGUGACCAAGACUUUGGGGCUUUGGGACGUAGCUUGUACUGUGAAAGGUGGUGGUGUCUCAGGGCAAGUUGGAGCUGUGCGUCUAGGGAUCAGCAGGGCUUUGCAGAAUUGGGAGCCAGGACUGCGUCCAUAUCUCAAAUCAGCUGGAUAUUUAACCAGAGAUUCGCGCGUGGUUGAAAGGAAGAAGCCCGGAAAGGCUAAGGCAAGAAAGAGCUUCCAAUGGGUCAAGCGGUAACAGGUCUAUGUGCAAAAUUACCUUGCUUCUGGUGGCAGGUCCUCUCCCAUUUGUUGUGGAUUCUCUAGUCAGCAGAGAUCUUGUAUUUGCACUGGAUGUGCUGUCAUUUCGGUGGAAGGCCCUCCGGAGCUUUGUACUCGGAUAUUGCAGUCUGUGCCGAUCAUCGAGUUCCUGGAGACACCAGCUGCUACGAUUUUUUGUAUGUUGAUACAGCAAACACAUCCUGAGAAAUACCAUUUGACUAAAUCUAGAUGCAGAAGAGCUGCUGCCGGCCAAUAAAACAGACCGGGCCUCGGAUUGAUGUCAAUGUUCAGCUCACAUUGUUUUCUCCCCUUUCAGUUUCGUAGGUUUGCACGGCUGUAUGUCAACUGACUCGACCCAUUUUAUG
This is a messenger RNA of Lolium rigidum, 1627 nucleotides long. Its product is annotated as 30S ribosomal protein S9, mitochondrial-like. Gene Ontology annotation, molecular function: RNA binding; structural constituent of ribosome. Lineage: Eukaryota; Viridiplantae; Streptophyta; Magnoliopsida; Poales; Poaceae. The coding region runs from base 1 to 1239 and encodes 412 amino acids. Gene Ontology annotation, biological process: translation. The transcript is spliced from 5 exons. The record is from RefSeq and is a predicted model, not a curated record. Gene Ontology annotation, cellular component: cytosolic small ribosomal subunit; ribosome.